AUGUUCCGCAACGCAUACCAGCAUGGAUUUUUAUCCAUACUUUACAGCUGCGGAGCAACCCCACUUGCCAUUUGGGACAAACAAGUGAAAAACGGGUACAUUAAACGCAUAACGGAUGAUGAGGUCAAGUCCUUAGUUCUGGAGAUAGCUGGGACCAAUGUGGCGACGACCUUCAUUUCCUGUCCUCAGGAUCCGAAGAAAGUUCUGGGGAUAAAGCUGCCCUUUUUGAUAAUGAUUGUCAAGAACAUGAAGAAGUAUUUCACGUUUGAGAUAACGAUUCUCGACGACAAGGAUAUGCACAGGCGGUUUCGAGUGAGUAAUUUUCAAAGCACAACAAGGGUUAGGCCAUUCUGCACGACGAUGCCUAUCGGACUCUCGGGUGGGUGGAAUCAGGUGCAAUUCAACCUCGCUGAUUUUACCAGGCGUGCCUAUGGCAGCAACUACGUUGAGACGACCAGGAUGCAGAUACAUGCCAACUGCAGGAUAAGGAGGAUCUACUACGCCGACAGAUUAUAUUCCGAGGACGAGAUGCCUGAGGAAUUUAAACUGUUUCUACCAGUUCGUCGAAAGUUGCCCAGAGAAAGCAAGAGCAAGCCUGUGCAGCGUUCAAGUCUGCCGAAGCAGAUAAAUGCUGCAGGCGAUCAAGGCGAACAGCUCCCAGACGAACCUCCAGCCUUUACAGCUGCUGUAGAGGAGAGCAAAGAAGGUGAAAAAACAGUGGAGGAACCACCGGAGCACAAUACCGAAUCUGCGCCGCGGAAGUCGAGCUCAGUUCUAAAGUCGGAAGGCAAUCGAAAAAGUGCCGGCAUCAUAAUCAAAGAUACCGUGGAAGACGACGGCGAGGAGGAGCAACGAAACGCUGGAUAUGAUCAGGAACGGGGUCUGGAAGAGGAAGAAGCGGCUGAAGCUCUCACGGAGGAAGAAGCUCAGCCAGCGACCGAGGAAAUGGUCGAGAUCGCUGUGACGGAAGGAGGCUGA
This is a messenger RNA of Neodiprion fabricii, 978 nucleotides long. Its product is annotated as cilia- and flagella-associated protein 20-like. Gene Ontology annotation, cellular component: motile cilium; ciliary basal body. The transcript is spliced from 4 exons. Lineage: Eukaryota; Metazoa; Arthropoda; Insecta; Hymenoptera; Diprionidae. Gene Ontology annotation, biological process: cilium assembly; positive regulation of cell motility; regulation of cilium beat frequency involved in ciliary motility. The record is from RefSeq and is a predicted model, not a curated record. Bases 1 to 978 code for a protein of 325 amino acids.